AUGGACAAGGCUUUAGCCUCUCAAAUUCUAGCCAUCCUUUCCUGUUUAUUAGCAACUGCAGCAGCAGCAAGAACAAAGUUGUAUGCAAUCAAUAGUCAGGAUGGCUCAUCUGUGGCAUCCCUUAAUGCUAAUGAUGGUAUUUGCAAAUCAGUGGUGGAGCCACAAGGCUAUGCCUGCCAAGAACACAAGGUAACAACAAAAGAUGGUUAUAUUCUUAGCAUUCAGAGAAUGCCUGCUAGGCAGUCCGGUAAGGCAGAAGCAGACAAGCCGCCAGUUCUGCUACAACAUGGGCUAAUGAUGGAUGGCGUAACCUGGUUGAUGAAUUCUCCUGGCGAAUCUUUAGCGUUCAUAUUGGCGGAUAAUGGUUAUGAUGUGUGGAUUGGCAACAGUCGUGGGACUAAAUUUAGCAGGGGCCAUACCUCACUCAGUCCCAAUGAUUCGGUUUAUUGGGACUGGACCUGGGAUGAAUUAGUUGCUUACGACCUUCCUGCUACGUUUCAGUAUGUGCAUGACCAGACAGGGCAGAACCUUCACUACGUUGGGCAUUCCCUGGGAACUUUGAUUGCUUUUGCUGCAUUUUCACAAGAGAAGUUAUUGAACAUGAUAAGAUCAGCUGUUUUGCUCAGUCCAAUAGCUUACCUUAACCAGAUGCCAUCGCCGCUUGCAAGGGGUGCUGUUGAUUUAUUUUUAGCUGAGGACUUGUACUGGUUAGGCCUCCAUGAAUUUAACCCCCAAGGGCAGGCUGCUAACAAGCUUCUGGAAGAUAUCUGCAGUAAGCCUGGGAUGAACUGCUCCAACUUGAUGUCAUCUUUCACUGGCCCGAAUUGCUGCCUGAAUUCUUCUAGGACAAAUUGGUUUCUUGAUCAUGAGCCUCAAGCAACAGCAACCAAGAACAUGAUCCACCUGGCACAGAUGGUUAGGACCGGAACGAUAGCAAUGUAUGAUUAUGGAAAUGAAAAUGACAACAUGGACCACUACGAGCAGCCUACCCCUCCAGUGUAUAACAUGGCAAGCAUUCCAAAAGACCUUCCUCUUUUCCUUGGCUAUGGAGGGAAGGACUAUCUCUCUGAUGUGAAGGAUGUACAAGUUCUAGUCGACAAACUCAAAGAUCAUGAUGGAGACAAGUUGGUGGUACAAUACACAGAUGAAUAUGCUCAUGCAGAUUUUGUUUUCGGUGUGAAUGCCAAUCAACUUGUCUAUGAUCCUUUAAUGGCCUUCUUCAAGAUCAACUGA
Messenger RNA from Dovyalis caffra, 1233 nucleotides. NCBI's taxonomy places the organism in Eukaryota, Viridiplantae, Streptophyta, Magnoliopsida, Malpighiales, Salicaceae. The record is from the annotation of a GenBank genome assembly.